Bicyclus anynana (squinting bush brown) is the source of this 2750-nucleotide messenger RNA. Its product is annotated as kelch-like protein 10. Bases 134 to 2020 code for a protein of 628 amino acids. The record is from RefSeq and is a predicted model, not a curated record. The transcript has 7 exons. Gene Ontology annotation, molecular function: protein binding. Lineage: Eukaryota; Metazoa; Arthropoda; Insecta; Lepidoptera; Nymphalidae.
AUGUGACUUUUGAACAGGCAGUUUUUAAAAAUUUAGUAAAACUUUACUUUCAAAAAAAUAGAACUUUCAGACGAGAUUUAAUUCUGUCAUCGCGACAGAAUAACAAGUUUCGACCGCCGUUUUUUCGAAAGGGAUGGAAUUUAAUACGAAACAUCGAAAAUUAUCAAAAAAUAAAAAUUCCGUUCGUAUUCCUGCAUCCACUAAGCCUCGCUUAGCAAAAAAAAGAAUUGUAACUCGUAAAAGAAAAUGUGUAUGCCUCCCUGAAAAUUUCUCAAUUGUAGAAUUUCCAGCAAUAUGGAAUGAAUUGAGACAGAAUGGCCAACUUUGUGAUGGGGUAAUCCUUUGUACAGAUAAUAUUUCUAUAGACUUGCACCGCGCCAUACUUUCGGCGGUUAGUCCCUAUUUCAAAGCUAUAUUUGUAAAUUCCUUGAAAAAAGGAGAGCCUGAAGAAAGAGUAAUAUUUGUUGAUGUUCCGUCGUAUUAUAUGAAUUUGAUUCUUGACUAUGCAUAUUCAGGAACAUGUACAGUGACUGCCGAAAACGUAGAAUAUUUGCUACCAUAUGCUGACCAGUUUGAUGUAGUUGGUGUCAUUCAACUAUGCUGCCAAUUCCUUUUACAAGAGUUGCGUCCUCACAACUGUCUUGGAAUAUUUAAAUUCGCCAGAUGCUACUUUUGUAGUGAUUUAGAAAAAAAGGGCAAACUGUAUAUAAGACAAAAUUUUGCAAGAAUUUUAAAAGAAUGUAGCGAAUUUAAAUCACUAUCCUAUGAAGAAUUAGAAGAUGUUUUGCGUGAUGAUGAAUUAAACGUUAAAAAUGAAGAAAUUGUUUUCCAAGCACUAAAGACGUGGGUAGAGCAUGAUUUGGAUAACAGAAAAAAAUAUAUUCCGUCUCUAUUAUCCUGUGUUAGAUAUGGCCACAUAAGUUUUAAAUAUUUUAAAACCAAAAUUUUACAAUGGCAACCUGUAAUCGAUGAUGCGAAAUGUCAAGAAGCGCUAUAUCCAGCCGUAGUUUUCCUUACGAUACUGGACUCCAGACCUGAAACAGAGGCAGAUCUUAAUGAUCCAUUAGCAAGACCAAGAAUACCUUACGAAAUACUUUUCGCAGUAGGAGGUUGGAGUGCCGGCAGCCCAACAAGUUUCGUUGAAACGUAUGACACACGCGCCGACCGCUGGUUCCUUUCUAUUCACAUGGAUUUAUCACCACGAGCGUAUCACGGCCUAUGCACGUUGAACAAUUUGAUCUACAUGAUCGGAGGAUUCGAUGGCAGCGACCACUUCAACACCGUCCGGUGCUACGAUCCAGUCGCCAAUACGUGGCACGAGAGAGCUUGUAUGUAUCAAGCGAGGUGCUAUGUCAGUGUAGUUGUUCAUGAUGGUCUCAUUUACGCGCUGGGCGGCUACAACGGGCGCACACGCAUGUCGUCGGUGGAGCGCUACUAUCCGGGCAAGAACCAGUGGGAGAUGACCACGCCCAUGAACAGACAGCGCUCGGAUGCCAGCGCCGCUUCGCUCGGUGGAAAGAUAUACAUAGUUGGUGGAUUCAACGGGCAAGAAGUGCUGAGUUCAGCGGAGAUGUUCGACCCUGACACGAGGCAGUGGAGUUAUAUCCGGUCCAUGAUCAGUCCUCGCUCGGGAGUCAGCCUCAUCGCGUAUCGGGAGUGUUUAUAUGCGCUAGGAGGAUUUAACGGCUACAGUCGGCUUAAUACUGGUGAACGAUUUUGUCCACAUCGCGGCGGCGAAUGGCAGGAAGUGACAGAAAUGUUCAGCGCGAGAAGUAACUUUGCUACUGUUCUGCUCGACGACAUGAUCUUCGUUAUCGGGGGAUUCAAUGGUUCAACGACUAUUCCUCACGUAGAAUGUUAUGACGGUGACACGCUAGAAUGGUACGAUGCAGCCCCUAUGAAUCUGACUCGGUCAGCGCUAAGUGCUUGUGUUCUUGUUGGUCUUCCGAAUGCUAGAUCUUUCUCAUAUUUGGCUAAAGCUGUUCCGGCCGCUGGGGCCGACCAGGUUCAUCAUUCCUGAUAUCAUUUAACCCAUUCGGAUACAACAAAAUUUGAAAGAUUUAUCAAAAUUAAUCAAUUUAUCGAAAAUUCAAAACUUAGUGUCCUUUAUUUUAAUUUUGUAUGAAAUCUAUUUCCAUUUACAUUGUAAAUAUUUUUUUGCCCACCACUUUUAAUUGAUUCAUCAAAAGAAUAUCAAAUAUAAAUAAACCUUAAUAGGAAAUUGGGAGGCAAUUUCUUAGAGGCAUUAUAGAUUCGCUGCCGUAUCAAUUUAUACAUUGUAAAUAGUUUAUUUUUAAAUGUAUCUGAAAUCAUUUUUGUGUUAUUGACUGAAUAUUUGUAUUUAUUUUGUAUAAAUAAUUAGCGAAAUCAAGAAAAUAAUAAUAUAUAUUAUAUAACUUUCAAUUUUAGAAACAUUUUUUUUAUGUAUAACGUGAAAUUUUUAAAUUAACAAGUUUUUUUUAAAUAGCAAUAUUGUUUGUAAUAAAUUUUAUAUUAGUAUUAUGUCGUGUAUAGUUCGUAUCCGUACAAUCAGAGGAUGCGGUUUGUAUAGAUGCUUAUGUAUAAAAAUGGUUGGCAACGAUAGGUAGGUAAAUGUUGCGACCGUGAAUAUCUGUGAUAUUUUCACUAGUCAAUAUAGAAAAUUCAAAAAAAUGUAAAAUAUAAGGUGUUAGUUACCUAAUUUAUUUUUUUACAAAGAAAAAAUUUAUUGUACCACACGAGAAAUGAAGAGAAAUUUACAAAUAAAGUAA